AUGCUGGCUUGGGCAUGCGAGCACUGUGCAGCCUUCGGCCAGCUCGUGCAGAAGCAAAUGGCACUGAAGCCGCCGACCUACGAGAAGCCUUGGACUCUGAUUUGGUAUUCGGACGAAAUCGCACCGGGCAAUCAACUGAAGCACGUGAACCGUCGCAAGGCCCAGGUCAUCUAUUGGUCCCUGCAAGAACUGGGAGCCCAUGCGAUGUCCUGCGAGUCGUGCUGGUUUACCUUGACGGCGGUUCGCAGCACCGUGGUCGCAGACAUGGGGGGGAUGGCGGUUUUGUUCCGCCAGCUGGCCAGGUUUUUUUUCGAGACCCCCGAUUGGCGGCAGGGACUUCUGGUCAACUGCCCCAUCGGCUGUCCCCCUCUGUUUGCCGAUCUUGGCAUACUAAUCUCCGACGAAGCUGCUAUAAAGCAAACCCUCUGCAACAAGGAUGCUUCUGGACUCGUGUUCUGUGUGCACUGCCAGAAUGCAGUCGACCACAAGUCGCACGUUGCUGCCAGCAGUCGGGGCACACAAGUAUCCAGCCUGGAGACCGACAUUUCCAGAUUUCGUCGCCAGACGAAGGAGUCCAUCAAAGCCUAUAUGGACUACCUCGCUGAGCAGAAGCCCUUGCAGACCAAGACAAAGUUCGAAAAGCUGCAGACUGCCGUGGGUUUUAACUUUAAACCAAUGGGCUUACUGGCCCAUGCAGCCUAUGGCCCCAAGCUGAUAGACUGCAUUAUGUUCGACUGGAUGCACGUCUACCUGGUCUCAGGGCUGUUCAAUGUGCUGACAGGGCUUUUCCUUGGAGACCUCCAUCACAAUGGCUGGAAGCACAACGACAUUGAGCGCUUCGCAAGGACUUUCACAUGGCCUGCACGUCUGCGAGGUGCUGCCCCGAAGGAUGUGUUGCAAAAGAGAGGAUCCUACAGUGAUCCUCUCAAGUGCAGUGCAUCGGAGGCUCUGAACUUCCUGCAGGUGCUGCGAACCUAUCUUGUGCUCUGGGUGCUGCCGCAAUGCAACGAGGACAUGAGAAACUCAUGCGAGGUUUGGUUGGCGAUGUGCAAGGUCCUCGAUGCUUUGCAAAAGAUCGCCAUAGGAGAUCCUUUCCCUGCAGUCCAACUGCAAGUCUUGGUGAAAGGCCAUCUGGACCUCGCUAAGACCCGCUACGGUGAGGACUCCUUUUGGGUACCCAAGUGCCAUUUGGCACUCCACUUGCCCCUUCAGUUGGCCAAACACUCAGGUCUGAUGAGCUGCUUUGUGCACGAAAGAAAGCACAAAAUCAUCAAGAAAAUCACCAACCAAGUACUCGACACAAGUCGGGCUUUUGAGAAGAGCAUACUCGAUGAUGUGCUACAUGGGCAUUUGCAGCAGCUCGCCGAUCCGGCUUUUCUCCCAGGAGAAGGGGUGCACUUGGUUCAGCCUGUGCGACCAGCCCCUGCCAAGCUCCAAGCCGAGCUCCGGCGAUGCAUGAACAUCCAGGGCGAGAUCAUGACAGCAAACCAGGCUGUGCAUGCAGGGAACUUCACAGUUUCGGCAAAAGACCUCGCGGUUUUGCAUCUGGAUGGUGAAAGGCUUGUCGGCAGGGUGGGCUACCACGUCCAAGCAGAUGGGACAUGCUGGUCACAUGUCACUCUUUGGAACCACGUGCAUGGAGCCAUGUUCACCCUGUCGGACGAUGUGGCCCUUGUAGAAACCAAGCAUAUCCAUGCCACUUGUGCCUUCAGUGUGCAAGGCGACAGUGCUGUCGCGGUGCUGCCAUGA
Molecule: messenger RNA, 1749 nt
Organism: Symbiodinium sp. CCMP2592
Lineage: Eukaryota; Dinophyceae; Suessiales; Symbiodiniaceae
Source: the annotation of a GenBank genome assembly